This is a messenger RNA of Wickerhamiella sorbophila, 474 nucleotides long. RefSeq lists its product as hypothetical. NCBI's taxonomy places the organism in Eukaryota, Fungi, Ascomycota, Dipodascomycetes, Dipodascales, Trichomonascaceae. The coding region runs from base 1 to 474 and encodes 157 amino acids. The transcript has a single exon. The record is from RefSeq and is a predicted model, not a curated record.
AUGAAUCGUUGGCUAGGUCGAAGCUUGUGGACGGGCUGUGCACGCACGUUCUCCACGACGCCACUGCGAGCAAACAAACCCCGACCAGACAUCAAGAGCCACAAGAGCCUCAUGGAUCUUCUCCAGUCCGACACAGGCGCUACGUCGAGGCUGAAGACACCCGGACGAGUAGCCGACGACCUGCUUUUCCAGCUGCGGUCCCAGCACCAGCGGAUCAUGCCUCCCCGCACCGGCGUUCUGGUCGGCCGUAGUGCCCCCGUGCCGUCGCCCGAGCUGCUCAACCGCGCCGUGCGCCAGGUCAACACCAUGAACCGGGUCAACGCAAUGAAGGAGACCGUCAACUUGCAAAGGUUCGCUGAGCGACCAGGAAAGGCCCGUCUGCGGAUCCGCAUCCAGCGGAAACGCCGCGAGUUCAAUGCCGGCGUCCGCCGUCUCUUCCAGUUGGUCAAGCGGGCAAAACGCCAGGGCUACUAA